AUGACACCCACGUCUCCGCCGCCAUCCGGCCGAUUGCAAUUGGAGCGCCCCGGCAGUGGAUUUAUGAUAAGCGGCACGCAAGCCGGAAGGCUCAAGCCAAAUUCGAAGUUGGCGCUGGCAGCUGUGCAGAUAGCAGCGCUCGGUAUUUGUUUUCCGCUGCCGGCUGGCAGAGGCAGCUCCGAAAAUCGGCAGUCCAUCGGUUAAAAUAACACCAUGACCACCUGGACCACCAUGAAAACGCGGAUAACCGCAUCGGUGCGCACCACCAACCGCAUGAAUGCCCUGCUCUCGGAGUCGAUGUUGAGCAGGCGGCGGGCCGCCCAAAAUCCGGAGGGCGAGGCGACCGCCGGCGAGGGCGGGGAGCCGGUCAAGGAGAAGCCCAAGAACGACUGGAAGUUCUUCCACACCAACUUCAAUAUGGAACGUGCCCUGAAGAUCAUCGAAGAUUGCAUCGAGGAGCGGCUGCUGUGGGAUCGCUUCAGCCGCAAUUACGACUCUUGGCGGGCUCUGCAGCUGGUCGAAGGUCUGGCGGCCGAGAUACGCGACCGGGUCAAGAAGCUGAACCACAGGCGCCACCGCAUCGUCUGCCUGCUGUCGAUCGUGGAGAAGCAGAACCAGGGCGUCCACCAACGGAUGUGCCAUUUGAUGGACGAGAAGCGGGACAACUUCACCCAGCUGGUCUUCGAACGGCCCACGUACUUCAUGAUCGUGGUGCUCUAUCUGGUCUACAAGGACUAGGUGUGAAAAAUGUAGUUGGAAGCCGCACUUCCAGGUGCUUGUUAAUUACUGU
Drosophila rhopaloa is the source of this 790-nucleotide messenger RNA. RefSeq lists its product as uncharacterized. The record is from RefSeq and is a predicted model, not a curated record. Lineage: Eukaryota; Metazoa; Arthropoda; Insecta; Diptera; Drosophilidae. Gene Ontology annotation, molecular function: dynein intermediate chain binding. Gene Ontology annotation, biological process: microtubule-based movement. Gene Ontology annotation, cellular component: cytoplasmic dynein complex; cytoplasm.